Lycium barbarum (goji berry) is the source of this 807-nucleotide messenger RNA. RefSeq names its product probable E3 ubiquitin-protein ligase RHA1A. NCBI's taxonomy places the organism in Eukaryota, Viridiplantae, Streptophyta, Magnoliopsida, Solanales, Solanaceae. The transcript has a single exon. Bases 141 to 638 code for a protein of 165 amino acids. The record is from RefSeq and is a predicted model, not a curated record.
AAAAGUUCGUUAUUAUAAAUAGAGCACGAUGCGCCCCGAGGCAACGUAACCGUCUAGAAAAUAAAAAAAAAAAAGGGAAAAAUCCUUGCUUUCGACUUCUUUAACCCAAAAAAGAACAAACACUCACACAAAAACAAAUAAUGGCUGCUCUUUCUCAACUUUUAGCUCAUCUCUACACCAUGACCUUAGUCUUCUUCACCAUUCUAAUACUCGAACUCGUCAUCUUUAUACGUUCCAUAACUGACGCAAUUUACGACUCCGGUCGCGACAAAAACCGGCCCAUCACAACCAAGCAAUAUCUCAAGCUUAUCGACGAAAAAAACCCGGUCACCCGGUUCAAGAACACUACUAUGACUACUAGUACAUGUGCGGUUUGUUUGUGUACAUUUGAGGAGGGUGAAGAAGUAAGGGAGUUAAUAAAAUGCAACCAUAUAUUUCAUAAAGAUUGUUUGGACACGUGGCUCCAGAAAGAUUCUGCCACGUGUCCGUUGUGUCGGAGUAAGGUAUUGCCGGAGGAAAUUGUGGUGAAGUUCCGGCAACACCGAAAUGGCCAGCAGACGGAGUAUGAAGGGAGUGAUGAAGAGGUGAUUUUCUUGUUAUCUGCAUUACAUGGUAAUUAUAUGCGUAGAUUUUUGUAAAUUGUUGUGAAAUUUUGUAUAUUUUGUUUUCUUCUUUUUUGUGCAUAUAACAGAUUUAGGAUGUUUAAAAAAAACAUAGAAAGCAAUAAUUGACUUCGGUUCAUACACUUGGAGCUCUCUGAGUGGCCAAGUCUUCUAUAUUACAAAAGCACUGGCUGACACUUUAUCU